UUUGUCACACAGAAGUAGCAUCGAAGCUUUUAGAUCAGCCCAACCCUGUUGGGACACUCUGUAUAAAAGCUGGAGGGCACGUCGGCUGUGCAGGAUGGGACAUUUCGUUACUAUUCGUAUCCGGGAAGUAUCAGCGGAUCUCAGCAAAAUCACGAAGGCUCUCGAUGACCGAGUAGGAGUGGCAGAAGAGAAUAAACAUCGGCGGGCCAAUCGUGAAGAAAGGGUGGUCCGGUGGAUGUUUGUCUUGUUGCUCCUCCGGAGGGAUGCUGGAAUCGCUGCAGAGAUAGGGAACAUGUGCGGAGCCAAUCGCGCGGCACCACGAAAACAUCUAAAUGUUGCCGAAGAUUACAGCGAGAUUUCUUUCACCCGGCUGGUCACUCAGUCGUCUAUUAACAAUCGCCCUGAGACUCCAUGGGUGAUCAGAAGACUAUGUUACGUGGAAAGAGUAAAAGUAAAGUGGAGAACGAGGAGGAAGAAGGUGAGCUGAAGCAGAGGAGGCCAAAGUGUGCUCGUUGUAGAAAUCAUGGCUUGAUUUCUUGGCUGAGGGGCCACAAACGAGAAUGUCGUUACAGAGAGUGUCUUUGUCCAAAGUGUUCUUUGAUCGCGGAGAGACAAAGAGUGAUGGCCGCUCAGGUGGCCCUUAAAAGGCAACAGGCUGCCGAAGACGCCAUUGCCUUGAAAAUGGCGAAAGUAGCGACUGGACAGAAACUCAAUCGACUUCCGCCGGGAAAAAUAUUUGGGAUGGCAGUAACCGAGCCAAAAUCAGCUGUAGACGCUAACAAAAGAGAAGAUCCUGCUCCUAAAGAGAACGUAGAAUCCGAAGACUCAAAGAAAGACAACCAAUGUCAGGAUUCUUCAACGAUCAACGAGAGUGCGCCGAAGUACAAGAGCCUGGUAUUCAACGUGAACAAUCCGGAGGAAACAAAAGAGAGCAGCGUGUCGCAAACUUCGGUGGAAACACUAGCUCGCCUCUUUCCUAACACGAAGCUCUCGGUGCUGCAACUGGUGUUGCAAAGAUGCGGCCAGGACCUGUUGAAGGCUAUCGAAUACUUCGCCAGCGACAGUUUUGGAAUCAACUCGACCGCUUACUCCUCAGCUUUUCGACCCCCGCAAAGUAUCAAUGAGACCAGAUCCAACGAACAGAUCGCCGGCACUAUGCUGGCUCCAAUUUACUCCAGUCUGUCCAGGAACUUGUACGGGGACGGCUACUGCUUGUUGAACAUUGUUCCUGAUCAGUUUCCAAAAAGUAUAAUAGAUACCACGACCUGCACCACGUUACCCAUAAAAAAUACCGGGCAACACGAGCAAGAGGGAGUAGCUCUGAAUGUUCAGUAUAAUAAUUACUUCAAUUCUGGCGUGCAGCAACAGUUGAGAGAUCACGUGUACGCUCAGGUUACGGAUCACCUUUCCCCAAGGCCCGGUUUCCUUCAUUUACCGCCAGUGCUACCGGGGAUCCCCUGCGUACAGCCCAAUUGCGCCCAGUGUAGUUACAAAUUUCCUUAAAUGUUCAUUUCCUGCGAUUACAUUUAUCGAGCUACUAGACAAAAG
Frieseomelitta varia is the source of this 1548-nucleotide messenger RNA. RefSeq names its product doublesex- and mab-3-related transcription factor A2-like. Gene Ontology annotation, biological process: sex differentiation; regulation of transcription by RNA polymerase II. NCBI's taxonomy places the organism in Eukaryota, Metazoa, Arthropoda, Insecta, Hymenoptera, Apidae. The record is from RefSeq and is a predicted model, not a curated record. Gene Ontology annotation, cellular component: nucleus. Gene Ontology annotation, molecular function: RNA polymerase II cis-regulatory region sequence-specific DNA binding; DNA-binding transcription factor activity, RNA polymerase II-specific; protein binding. The transcript has 4 exons. The coding region runs from base 412 to 1503 and encodes 363 amino acids.